Sorex fumeus (smoky shrew) is the source of this 2922-nucleotide messenger RNA. RefSeq names its product acyl-CoA synthetase short chain family member 2 (gene ACSS2). NCBI's taxonomy places the organism in Eukaryota, Metazoa, Chordata, Mammalia, Eulipotyphla, Soricidae. The transcript has 18 exons. Gene Ontology annotation, molecular function: acetyl-CoA synthetase activity; AMP binding. Bases 66 to 2168 code for a protein of 700 amino acids. Gene Ontology annotation, cellular component: cytoplasm. The record is from RefSeq and is a predicted model, not a curated record.
UCGGCUGGCCUGUUUUUCCGCGCCCGGGCGCCACCACCUCACAAGCUGCCAGUGAACUUGACGGCAUGGGGCUUCCGGAGGAGCGGGGUCGCGGCGGCCGAGGCGCUGGGGGCCGGGAAGAGCCCGGAUCCGGGAAUCGGCCGCGCAGCUGGACUCCGCCGCCGGACAUCAGCCGUUCCGCGCAUGUUUCCUCGCUGCAGCGCUACCGCGAGCUGCACCGGCGCUCUGUGGAGGAGCCUCGCGAGUUUUGGGGAGACAUUGCUAAGGAAUUUUACUGGAAGACCCCAUGCUCUGGCCCAUUCCUCCAGUACAACUUCGAUGUGACUAAAGGGAAAAUCUUCAUUGAGUGGAUGAAAGGAGCAACUACCAACAUCUGCUACAAUGUACUGGAUCGAAAUGUCCAUGAGAAAAAACUUGGAGAUAAAGUUGCUUUUUACUGGGAGGGCAAUGAACCAGAGGAGGCCUCCCAGAUCACAUACCAAGAGCUUCUGGUCCAAGUAUGUAAGUUCAGCAAUGUUCUUCGAAAACAGGGUAUUCGGAAGGGUGACCGAGUAGCCAUUUACAUGCCCAUGAUCACAGAGCUUGUGGUGGCCAUGCUGGCAUGUGCCCGCCUUGGAGCUUUGCACUCCAUUGUGUUUGCAGGUUUCUCUGCAGAGUCUCUAUGUGAACGGAUCCUGGAUUCCAGUUGUAGCCUUCUCAUCACUGCAGAUGCCUUCUACAGAGGUGAAAAGCUUGUGAACCUGAAGGACCUGGUUGAUGAGGCCCUGGAGAAGUGUCAGGAAAAGGAUUUCCCGGUAAGAUGCUGCAUUGUGGUCAAGCACCUUGGGCGUGCUGAACUGGGCACAGGAAACUCUCCCAGCCAGGCCCCACCAAUUAAGAGAUCAUGCCCAGAAGUGCAGAUAUCCUGGAACAAGGGGGUUGACCUGUGGUGGCAUGAACUCAUGAAAGAGGCAGGGAGUGAGUGUGAGCCAGAGUGGUGUGAUGCAGAGGACCCACUCUUCAUCCUGUAUACCAGUGGCUCCACAGGAAAACCCAAGGGUGUGGUACACACAGUUGGAGGCUACAUGCUCUAUGUGGCCACGACCUUCAAGUAUGUGUUUGACUUCCAUGCAGAGGAUGUUUUCUGGUGCACAGCAGAUAUCGGAUGGAUCACUGGCCAUUCUUACGUCACCUAUGGGCCAAUGGCCAAUGGUGCUACCAGUGUGUUGUUUGAGGGGAUCCCCACCUACCCAGAUGUGAGCCGUCUAUGGAGCAUCGUGGACAAAUACAAGGUCACCAAGUUCUACACAGCACCCACGGCUAUCCGCCUGCUCAUGAAGUUUGGAGAUGAGCCUGUCACCAAGUAUAGCCGGGCCUCCUUACAGGUGCUUGGGACAGUGGGUGAACCCAUCAACCCUGAGGCCUGGCUGUGGUACCACCGUGUGGUAGGUGCUCAGCGCUGUCCCAUUGUGGACACCUUCUGGCAGACAGAAACGGGUGGCCACAUGCUGACACCCUUGCCUGGUGCCACACCCAUGAAGCCUGGCUCUGCUACAUUCCCAUUCUUUGGUGUAGCUCCUGCAAUCCUGAAUGAGUCUGGUGAGGAACUGGAAGGUGAAGCUGAAGGUUAUCUGGUGUUCAAGCAGCCCUGGCCAGGGAUCAUGCGCACAGUCUAUGGGAACCACGAACGCUUUGAGAACACCUACUUUAAGAAGUUCCCUGGAUACUAUGUGACAGGAGAUGGCUGCCGCCGGGACCAAGAUGGCUACUACUGGAUCACAGGCAGGAUUGAUGAUAUGCUGAAUGUGUCUGGGCACCUUCUGAGCACAGCAGAAGUGGAGUCAGCACUCGUGGAACAUGAAGCUGUUGCAGAGGCAGCUGUGGUUGGCCACCCACAUCCUGUAAAGGGCGAAUGCCUCUACUGCUUUGUCACCCUGUGCGAUGGCCACACCUUCAGCAGGACCCUCACCGAGGAGCUGAAGAAGCAGAUUAGAGAAAAGAUUGGACCCAUUGCCACACCGGAUUACAUCCAGAAUGCACCUGGCUUGCCUAAAACCCGCUCAGGUAAAAUCAUGAGGAGGGUGCUUCGGAAGAUUGCUCAGAAUGACCACAACUUGGGGGACACAUCUACCGUGGCUGACCCAUCCGUCAUCAACCAGCUCUUCAGCCAUCGAUGCCUGACUACCUAGUAAACAAGACACAGGGCCCCCCAUCUGGCUCUCCAGAACUUAGUCCACCCUCCCUGCCCCUAACCUGGAGUUCUGAGGACCAUUGCUGACCCUGAUACCUCCCUUGACCAGCUGAAUGAAUCGUAGGACCAGCUUUGUCCCUGGGUAGUGGCAACUUCCUGUGACUGCCAGGUCAAUGGGACAGGGCACAGGUCAACCUCAGGUUUCUGUGCCCCAAAACUGCCUCUCCCCACAGACCACAAAGAGCCCUUGGAGUACAGAACAGAAAACUGAAAGUCACUCACUGAACUAAGAAAAGUGUUCAGAGGGCAAAAGAGGGGCUGGAUUGAGGAGGGAGGCAGUUCUGUAAUCCCACACCAACUUUCUCAGGAAGUCCCAUGCUUAAGCUGGGUAGGCGCUUGCCCUUAGCAUGCCUACCUGUGAGACCUAGGACUAUUGAUCAUUACUUUUAAAAAACACUUUGUUGCUUCUUUUCUGGGUCUGAAUUCCCUCUUGUACCAGGUGGCAAUGCUGUCUGCCCAUUUGCUCUAGAGGCUGUGUGGGCAGCCUCCCUCUCCAGAGGGUUUUCUGAUCAUCUGCUUCUUUGCAGGCAAUGUGUCUUGUUGCUAAGGCCAGAGAAGCUUGUUUUCCUUGUCCUCUGUUCCCACGUGUCCCUGAUUAAAGCCCUGCCCAUGAGAAACAUGCAGAUGAAACUCUUUUCUGGCCCUGGUUGUAGGAAUAAAGUCUGUGACCUAGGAAAGGAGGUCUGUCUUUU